AGCUGCGGUUUCCCUCUGCGCGCCAUGGCGCUGGAGGCCGCGGGGCCGGCGCGGCUGGUGCGCUGCGGGCAGAAAGAUGACCUGUACCGCAGCGGGCUGCGGAGCGCCGCCGGCUCCGCGCUGCACGGCCUCGCGGGUGCCAAGAAGUGGCUGGAAUGGAGGAAAGAGAUUGAACUGCUUUCUGACGUUGCCUACUUCGUCCUCACCACGUUGUCAGGCUAUCAGACCCUGGGUGAAGAGUAUGUCAACAUUGUUCAAGUUGACUCGACCAAGAAACGAGUUCCUUCUUUUCCUCGCCGGGCACUCUUCAUUGCUCUUCACACUGUGGUACCCUAUUGCUUAGAAAAGGGACUGCUGCAUCUGGAGCAGGAGCUGCAGGCAGAAGCUGAGUCCAGCACCUUGCAGCGCACCCCAGCACGUGGAUUUUCCACUAGGAUCUUAAUCCGAAACUGGAUACAGAAAGAAGUUGGGGUGCUGACAGAAGAGCAGAAGAAGAGAGUCCUCCAGGUCGUGCAUGUCCUUAAGCAAUGCAUCCCCUUGCUUCACCGGCUGCACCUGGCAGUGUUCUACAUGAGUGGCACUUUCUAUCACCUCUCCAAAAGACUUGCAGGAAUCUCCUAUCUGCGUUUUGGAGGACUGCAAGGAGAAGAUCAGAGCAUUCGAUCGAGUUACAGGUUCCUGGGAACAAUUUCACUCUGCCAUCUUCUUCUAACCCUUGGGGUCCAGCUGUACAGCUUCAAACAGAAGCAGAGAGCAAGGCAGGACUGGAAGCUGCACCGCAACCUAGCUCAUCAGAAAACUAUGACCAAGGAAAAGGCCACUGGGCACCACUCCCACUGCACUUUGUGUCUGGAGCAGCGGAGACACACGACAGCCACGCCUUGUGGUCACCUGUUCUGCUGGGAAUGCAUCACUGAGUGGUGUAACACCAGAACAGAAUGUCCACUCUGCAGAGAGAAGUUUCAUCCUCAGAAACUGAUCUACCUACGUCAUUACCAACUGUGAAAGGAAAAUGUUCCACGAAAAGGGCCUCAGCUCUCAGAGCCUUUAUGAAAUUGUCAUUCAGCCUGAGACAGUCCAAGAAAAAGACUUUAUUCUAAACCUGGUGCCUGCCUGGGCAGGGUGGCACUUCCAUUCCUGGUUUACAGAAUAAACCUGUUUCUGCCUCUAACCUUUCUCCCAAUGUGAUUCUUGACCAUAUUACAAAUGCCUCUCUGAACAGUGCUAACUGCAAAUGGAGUAGUUUUCUUCCCUUUGAACAGUGAACAACACAAAUCAGACUCUCAUUCUCUAAAUGAAAAUGUGGAGAGCAAGUCUUCCAAUUUUUCAUAGCAUGCUUAAGGCCUUA
Molecule: messenger RNA, 1348 nt
Organism: Dryobates pubescens (Downy woodpecker)
Lineage: Eukaryota; Metazoa; Chordata; Aves; Piciformes; Picidae
Gene: PEX10
Product: peroxisomal biogenesis factor 10
Exons: 6
Coding region: 25-1005 (326 amino acids)
Biological process (GO): protein import into peroxisome matrix
Cellular component (GO): peroxisomal membrane
Molecular function (GO): zinc ion binding
Source: RefSeq, a predicted model, not a curated record